AUGAUCCGGUGUCAGAUGGCGAUAGAGUCUGACAUGCACAGGGGUAUAGAAGCUCCUCCGAUGGGUCUGUUUAUCCAGUGGCCUGUUAGCAAUGGGGCCCUAAAGAACCAUUUUGAUUCAGAAUUCAGAGAACGCAGUCCUAACAGUCAACAGGCAGCUAGACAGUCCCAAAUAACACCAGACUCUUAUCAUGAGAAGCACAGGGACCAUCUGGAUGAUGGUAAGCAUCAAGACAUGUACAGCAAAGGCCACCCGUACCCCAGUUACCCAGGAUACAUCAUGAUGACCAAUAUGAACAAUGAACCCUACAUGAACAACGGUGCUCUCUCGCCUCCCAUUCACAGAACGUCAAAUAAGGUGCCAGUGGUCCAGCCGUCCCAUGCCGUUCACCCCCUCACCCCUCUGAUCACAUACAGCGAUGAGCACUUCGCACCUGGCCCACACUCGGGACAUCACCCACAGGACAUCAAUUCCAAGCAAGGUAUGCCCAGGCAUCAUCCUGGACCGGACAUUCCCAAUUUCUACUCCCUUUCCCCUGGGGGAGUUGGACAGAUGACCCCUCCUCUGGGAUGGUUCUCUCAUCACAUGGUACCAGGCCCUCCUGGACCCCAUGCCACGGGAAUCCCCCAUCCCGCCAUUGUCAACCCACAGGUGAAACAUGAACCACAGCACGAAGACAUGAUGCACAUGAAACCUCAUCAUGACCAGAGAAAGGAGCAGGAGCCCAAAAGACCUCACAUUAAGAAACCUCUAAACGCUUUCAUGCUGUAUAUGAAAGAGAUGCGUGCCAAUGUGGUGGCCGAAUGCACACUGAAGGAGAGCGCCGCGAUCAAUCAGAUCCUCGGGCGGAGGUGGCAUGGUUUAUCUCGGGAAGAGCAAGCUAAGUAUUACGAAUUAGCCCGCAAGGAACGGCAGCUCCAUAUGCAGCUUUACCCAGGAUGGUCUGCCAGAGACAAUUAUGGAAAGAAAAAGAAGCGGAAGCGGGAAAAGAUCCAGGAACCUGCUUCAGGAGGAAAACAGACUUCUUUUUCCUCUUGCAAAGCAAAGACAGCAGCUACAGGCCCCCUUUUAGAGAUGGAAGCCUGCUAGAUUCCUCAACCUUUCACCCCUCCGUCACUUCUUGACCCCUGCGGAAUCUCCAGAGGGUCCCGGUCCUUGAAUCUGCUCCUCGGCUGCAGGCGCUGCUGUAGAGACGUUGAACUGAGAACAGACAAUCACCAACACAGGCCCUCACACAGACCCGUGAACACUCGUUUGAACGUUCCUUUUUGUUUUCUGUCCUUAAUUCACUCCCGAAGCCGAAGGCGUUGCACUGAUUAUGUUCCUCGACCAUUUGUAAAGCGCACAUAUGGCCACAUGUAAACAAACACAUACGUUCCUACACCUGUUCCUAAGUUAUUCUAAGUUAUUUGGCACCUCUGUCUUCUGUGUGUUCACUACGUCACUCCCUUACUUCCUUUUGUGUCCCCAAAAAUGUAGCAACACAAGGGCCCGACACACCUCACGGCGUUCUAUCGCAACAUUUUAGGGAUCACACAUUGCCCUGGAAACAAUCUCCGUAGGUUGGGUUUUGCAUUAUGACGCAUUGGUGCAAAAAGGAUCAAUGUAUUGAUUUCUCCUCAAACAUCUUGGGUUCAAGUUUAUUUUGAAUGCUUUUUUAUUAUUCUUUAUUUUGAUUUC
This is a messenger RNA of Sinocyclocheilus grahami, 1680 nucleotides long. RefSeq names its product lymphoid enhancer-binding factor 1. Gene Ontology annotation, molecular function: RNA polymerase II cis-regulatory region sequence-specific DNA binding; DNA-binding transcription factor activity, RNA polymerase II-specific. The transcript is spliced from 12 exons. Lineage: Eukaryota; Metazoa; Chordata; Actinopteri; Cypriniformes; Cyprinidae. Gene Ontology annotation, biological process: regulation of transcription by RNA polymerase II; canonical Wnt signaling pathway. The coding region runs from base 1 to 1089 and encodes 362 amino acids. Gene Ontology annotation, cellular component: chromatin; beta-catenin-TCF complex. The record is from RefSeq and is a predicted model, not a curated record.